Molecule: messenger RNA, 10964 nt
Organism: Lymnaea stagnalis (great pond snail)
Lineage: Eukaryota; Metazoa; Mollusca; Gastropoda; Lymnaeidae
Source: the annotation of a GenBank genome assembly
GGCAGUCGGGUAUGGAGGUCUCCAACAUGUGCCUGGGGACGAUGACCUUCGGGGAGUCAUCUGUAAGUGGAGACCUGUCUUACAAAGUUAUUUAUAUAUGUGUAUAUGUAUAUAUAUAUAUAUAUAUAUAUAUAUAUAUAUAUAUAUAUAUAGAUAGAAUUCGCCAAGAAGACAUGAACUUUCAGCCAAAUAUAAAAUAUUAUGACAAAAUAUAAUGGCUUUUCGAUAAAAGAAUAUUUUAUUUUUUUAAAAGCUUACAUAAAUUUGACACAUAAAAUAAUUCGUAUGCAUUCACUCUUUGAAUGCAACACAACUUCAUGGUCUUGCAUUCAUGCAGCCAAUUUUAAUGAGGCAAACAUUCACAGUCAUGUAGUCAUGAUGACACAUAUCAAGCCAUUUACAUAUUGCCAUAUUCAUAAUCACCACACAAAAAUCCAUACACAGAUUCAAGAUACAUAUAAGCUAGCUACAGCCCGUCAAACAGUGGCGGCUACAAUGCGUUGACGUCUCAUCUCUUUACUCUACUUGACAAAACAAUACCUAGCUGCGCCCCUGUUGAGAUAGUGAUUUGAAAUUUGAAAAGGUUCUCAGAUCUAUUCUCAUGGCAUUGCAACCCCCCCUNCCGUAGAAUAACCAUACAAACCCUAGUAGAGGGCGUCGGUCUUAAACAACUACGCGGUCCCCCCGGGGUGGUAAGGGGGGACUUUAGAGACGUUAAAUAUCCACCCCAACCCCUUAGAAAGUCCGGCCCUGUUGCUGCGUGAGCAGCAAUCCGGCUGGCCAGGUGUUUCUUCUCUGGGGCUGCCACACUCAGCGGCCAAUCGAGUGGAGGUCGAGUGUGGCGGUCUUAGGGGCGGAGCGUCCCUGGCGUGCCGCUUCGCGGCCCGAUCGGAAUAAAGACCACUGGGGGAGUGGUUGACGGCCGGUUUGGUUGGCGGGGUGGUGCGUUGGGGAGGACCAUAUGAGCCUCAAGGCUCGGUGUUCGCUGAUUUUCUUAAGUUAGUUAGUUAGUACUAGUGGCGCCACAGUACGUAACAAAUGAAGUAAGAAUUGAGUGAUGAUGAUUUACGUUUUACAUUUUUUAAUGACCGAAUAGUUCUUUUUUUUUUUUCAUUUUCAUUAUUCAAUUUGCUCUGCGUUUAAAUUUUCUUUUGUCCAAGAUAGUGAAAACAAAUCUUGCAAAGUCAAGGUGCCCUGCCCAAACCACAUCACUGAAUACAAGUGUCCAUGUGCGAUUAAUGUUGUAUGGGGUUAAUAAAGCGAUGUCAGGUUAGGGGUUAUAUUAAGUGCGGGUGGGUGGGAGGGCCCCAUUAAAUCAGUUAUCCCACUAAUCUGGAGGGCCCCACUAAUUCGAAGGAUCCCACUAAUUCGGACGGUCCCACAAAAUUCUUGACUUAAUUUUCAAUUUUAAAAAAAUAAUUAAACACAAUAAAAUGUGUUUCUUGUGCUUCACUUCUUCUUUUUUUAACUAUUUGUAUCAAAAUCCCAAUAUUACUUUUUGUUUACUGGAUCGAGCUAUUGCUCUUUUAAGGCCCCGGCUGGCACUUCACAGGCAUGCCGCAUCUGCUGGGCAUCACCGUAAAUCAGACUUUCUACGUGGAUGUCUGGGUUGUUCCCAACUCCUCGAAUUGUUAACACUGUAUUCUCGGCUGGUAAAUGCAUAGCUGUCUCCGGCGCCUGUCCGCAGUGACGGCAUCUAAGGUCCCGGAAAGGAUGUACUCUGUUCAAAUAACUUUGACUAGGGCAGCGGUCUGUUCUCAUCUGGGUCUGGGUGAGGAGGCUCUAGUUCCUAAUCUUUAAUCAAUGGAUGGAUUUAUCACUUUUGUAACAAAACAUUUUUUAAUGCAUAAAUAUGCCUAAAAGGCCGACAUCUGUAAUAUUAAUUGUAAUUUGAUAUAGUGUUAUGUAGAGGAGAGGCCCUGUCAACUGUCUACGACAUGUUUUCUUGUGCAACUCAUACAUGAACUUUGGCUGACCCCAAGUCUGGCAACGCGACGGGGUGUAGCUUAAUUUUUAAAUGGUGUCUCCUAGCCUUGACUACAUGUAAGCAUAGUCUAUAGUCUUUCGAAUUAGAAAUCUUUAGAACGAACGAGACGGGUCGAGGUACAGAAAUAAUACCGAACCCCUUUCUGGAAAAAGUCCCUAAGAAGGACUAUAAAUAAGCCGAUCUCCAUUGGGAUAUGGGGAGAGAUUUGCUAUUACGAUACAAGACAAAAAGAGAGCAGAGUUUUGCUUAUUAAUAUUUACUGUAUGUGUGUAUGCACCUUUCUCAACUUUGUUCCGGUACAAGGUCAUAGCUGUACCGUAAUUCAAUAGCCUUUGUUUCAUUAUAUUUGAUUUUGUAAUUUUUAAUUAACUUAAUAAACUAUUAUCUGUUUUUAUUAUUAUUAUUAUUAUUAUUAUUUAGGCAUUUUUGUAUAGCGCUUACCUUACAGCUCUAAGCGCUUUACAAUUAUUAAAAAAUAUGUAAACUAUUUAAACUGCUAAAGUAAAAGAAAAAUGAAAAACCAGAGACACUAAUUAGCCCUAGUUUGGGUAUCGUUUCUUUAAAACUGUGUUUAAUUCUUGGUAUCGUCCUUUGUUGUGUACUGCUUAUCACGACCCAUAUCUAUAAUAUAUAUUAAAAUGUCAACAGUUAAAAUAAGAUAUUAAAUUCUCUACGCUGACAACAGUGCGUAACAACAGUUUAGUUGUUUUUUUUUUUAUAAUUGUAAACGAGUGUCCUAGAAAUGAUGAUACCAGCAGAACGUAAGCUCAUAAGCUGACAGGAUAAGAAACAUCCUGGGCUAUGAAAUAUGGUGGAGUGGCGCCCAAGAGCGCACAAGUAGCGCUUUAUAUAGAGUGAUCAUAAUUUUAUGCUUUAACUUUUCUACCACUGCGAUCACAUGAUUGCAGAAUAUGACAACAUAAAAGGUAUAUAUGAAGUUUUCUAACAAAAGUUUUAAUAUAAUGCUUUUCUUUUAUGGCCAGAAAUGGAGAGGGUAAAAAAAGGUUAAGUAAAUAUUUUUUAAGAAUAAAUUUUCAAUUCUUUAAGAAAUUUAAACUUUAAAAAAAAAACUACGACAAUUUUAUAGUGAAAACAAUUCAAUCAAAGCAGUGGUUUAUUUUGAUAGACAUCAACUAUUUUUGUAGGGUUCAUUUAACUGGUGGGACUUUAGUGCAGCAAUUCUUCUUAAUUAAACAUUGGGGGAAAAACAAAACAACAUAUUUUACAAUUUUAGUAAAAUAAAUAGUGCCUAUGCCCUUGGACUUGCUAGCCAAAAUGUGGUACCAUGUCUGAUAGACAAAACGAUGUUUAUUCUCAGCAUCUGGUCAAAAAAAUUACUUUGAAAAUUACUAUCAUCAUCAGUUCAUUACAAUUAAACUUUUGAAUUUGUGUGUUUGAAGACUUUAUUACGAUUUUAAUAUAAAAAUAUAUUUAAAAAUUAUUUAUUUAAAAUAAAAAAUGAAAAAAAAAAACCUUCCUUUUGGUGGACCACACGUAAAAAAAGGGGGAGGAGGGAUUAGACUAUGGUAGAGAACCUUCACAAUCGACAUCUCGUUUCAAUUUAUUUUUAGACAAAGUGUAUUCACAACUUUCCAAAUCGUCCACUUCAUUCAUUACAUGUUUAUAUGUGUAUAUGUUUCCUCUAGUGGGGGCUCACCGGCCAGUGUGACGAGGACCUGUCCCAUCAGAUCAUCAACCGUUACGUAGACUGGGGCGGGAACUUCUUUGACACGGCCAACGUGUACGGGCGGGGCAGGUCCGAGGAGAUACUCGGGAAAUGGCUGGAAAAGUAAGGCGCCCUCUCAACGUCUUCGCCGCUUCGCUCUAGAUGGUUGUCCUUUUCUCUCUGGGCUCAGCUGAGCGGUUCUUAACCUGUUGUGUUUUUUUGCGUACAGCGUCAUACCCCUCUGUUUCACAACAUAUCCUGUACACUAUAUCCAUUUCAAAAUGUUUCCCGAAUCACUCCCCUUCCCCCCCCCUCCACCACCAAUCCCAUUUAAAUAUUUUAAAAAAUUGAAGUAAAAUAAAUGAUAAGAGUUGAAGAUAGGAGUUUCUGGAGCACACAGCUGAUGUACAAAAUUUGAAGAUACUAUCGGAAACUUUUGAUUUUUACUCUCUAUUAAUUUCUCAACACAUCAUCCGUAGUGAUUUUAACACCACUUAGAAGUCUUCAAUAAUAAUGGAGACUGAAAGCACCGGCCGAGAUAAGAUCUGCUAAAUUUAGAGUUUACCGCUCCACGACUUCAUUUUUUUAUUGCUUGACAGUUAAAUUAAAAAAUAUAAAGUUUGACCAGUAUAAAACCACUUAAUAGGAAUGGAUGAAUGAAUAAAUAAAUAAAUAGAUGGAUAGGUGUGAAGGUGAUAGGGAGGGAGAGAGAGAGAGAGAGCUGCUCCCCUCUCCCGGGUCUCCAGAGACGGUCUUCUGUCAAGGGCCGUGGGAGAUCUGCUCCCCUGUCCCAUGCCAUAAAAGGCGGUCUUCUGUCAAAGGCCGUGGGAGAUCUGCUCCCCUGUCCCAUGCCAUAAAAGGCGGUCGUCUUGCCAAGGCCGUGGGAGAUCUGCUCCCCUGUCCCAUGCAAGAAAAGGCUGUCUUCUGUCAAGGGCCAUGGGAGAGCCGCUGUCAAAGCAAGUACUAAUGGGACAUUUACACAUGGACGCAAAUAAUAAAUAUUUAUUGUUAUUUUUGUUAAAAUCGCGCUUGUAGUUUACAUAAUAUGUCACAUAAGUCAUGUGUCACGUCUGUUUAUUUCCCCAGACAGCGCCGUGACAACUACGUCAUCGCCACCAAAGUGAGGAUGUCCAUGGGCCCGGAGAAGACGCCGAACUACGUUGGGCUCAGCAGACGCCAUAUCACAUCCAGUAUAGUGACCAGUCUGGAGCGCCUUCAAACGAACUUUGUCGAUCUCUACCAGGUGAUUGAUGGGACGCUAGAAAUGUUGAAAAAUAACGCACCCAUAACUGUUCCAUUCGUUGGCUAAUCAUUGCUAUGUCCCGCGAUCUUCCCUGGGAUAUAACUUAACCAGGUUUGAAGUGAUGGCCGAGCAGUUUUUUUUUAAAAAAGUCUUUUAUCUGAAGUUGGGAUCGAUUUUCCGUUUCCAGUCUAGUCGUUCAUUUGAAGAAGCAAAAAAAAUAUUGAUCGCACAAAGUGGGGAGUUUUUUGUUUGUAUAUUUUAAAAAGAAGAAAAUGGCUAGAGGGAGUCUAAUUAUAUGAAUAAACAAAAUGAAUGAAAUGGCCAAAAAAAACAAAAUAACUUUUUAAAAAAAAGACGAGGAGGAGAUACAAUAUUAAAAGGUCGAUUUCGCAGGUAUUCUAAGCCCGCCCGAAUGUGUGAGAGACAUUUUAUUAGAAAUGGAACCGUUGGAUGUGACGUGUGAAGGGUAACGGACUACUAAAAUAACUUAACCCUGGGGACACUGUCAGUUCGCUUGGUUAUAAUUUAACCGUAUAAUCGAUAUUGCUGAUUCGCCAACCGUCACCGCCUUAUCUCCAUAAAAAAAAUAAAAAAUAAAAAGAUAAAAUACAUUUUAAAAAGCCGUUGCUUCAUUUACAUUUAAAUCUAGUGUAAUGCCAUAGAAACAGGUUUUAAAAUGAUUCUAAUAGUUUUACUUUUACUUCUCUCGGGGGUUGGGGUGGGGGGUAGAGAAUUACGCUCGUGUUAACACUAACCUAGCUGAGGUUCAUGCAACCCUAGGAGGCCCAAGAUUUAAGCCACCCCCCCCCCUUGCGCACAAAACCUCGGCAGUUGGCCGAAAAUCCCCUCCCCCCUUUUUCAGUAUAUUGAAAACAAGUGCCGCUCGGGGCUGACCACCCUUCCUACGCCAGAUCAGGGGAAACACUGCCCAAACAUCACGUGAUCAACAGAAUUCACCUGGUUUCCCUUGUUUUCUCAUUAAAACAAAUAUAUAUAUUUUUUCUUUCUGGCUUUUAUUCUAUGUAGUUCCCAAGUCAAGUGCCGUGUGUCACCUUCUACUGUAAGCUCUUGUGUACCCAUUCUUAUCCAAGCAGUGUUGUAGAUUGUAAUAUUAUAAAUGACGAAAUGCAAAUCUUAUUAAUAGGCGUCGUCACUCCUGCUGAUAAUUGCAAUGAUAAAUAAAUAAAUAAAAUCUACAACGAAAAAUGUUGUAUUCAAACUUUUUACUUAACCUUGUCUUCAUGACAGGCCCACGCUUUUGAUGACGCCACCAGGUUGGAGGAAACUUUACGUACUCUCGACGACUUGGUCCGUGUUGGGAAAGUUCGUUAUGUCGGUGUCAGCAACUUCUCCGGAUGGCAGUUGCAGAAACUGGUGGACACUUCAGAGAAGUUGGGGCUCAAUCCCAUCGUUAGUUUACAGGUAAUUUUUUUUUUUUGGUUUAAGUCAUUCAUUUGAGGAUUAAAUAAAAUGCUUGAAAAUGGGGGAUUUAUUAUGGAUUUUUAUUUAACAGGGACAGGAAUACUAAAACUGUAAAAUCUAAAUUAGUCUAAGAAUGAAAAAGGUGCAUUUAUUUUGUCACGAUCUAUCUAAUGCUCAAGUGAUCUUUCAAUGAAACUCUGUACUAUUUUCUGAAACCUCUUGUUUUGAUGUGCCAAAGGAAAACAUUGUAGUUAAGAAUUUAAGCAAAAAAAUCAACGUCAAUCAAGAUAACGACAGAUAAUGUGUUGUCUAAAUGCAAUUUUAAAUGCGCAACUCAGUUCUUAAUACUAAACUACCGGCUCAAUAGAACAAUCAAAAGGAAAUAUAAAACACGCAGAACUCUACGCCACGUUAACAAUGGAGUCAUGGGUGCCUGUUACUUCUUCUCUCCUGAUGGGUCUAUGAUUGUGGCUGGUUUCUCUUUGCUGCUUGUGGUCGCAAAGUGAUGGUAUCUGUCUGCUGUCAACACGACUGCAUACUUGUAAGGAAUUGACUCGACUUAUACAAGAAAGAGUGGCUAUUCCUGACAUGUAUUAAAAACCACCUACCCUAAAUAAUACUAUACAACACCCUGUGGUAACUACUUACCGUGGCUCGUCCAGGAUAUAACUAAAUAAGUCCACCUAAUAUAUCUAUCAGUCUCCUCUCAAUCAGCCGACCUCCUCCCCCCCCCUUUACAAAUUACAGCUUCUACAUUCUAACACCAUAUUUUGCACUUACCUCUACGUGGAAAUUCGAGGCAUGAACUAGUACAAAUCUCAAGGCCUAAAUCUAAAUACACGAAAAAAGUUUCAUGCGAGGACUGCAAGGCGGCGAUCAGUGAAAGAUCCAAAUUUCGCGUGGGUUAUACACCUGAAUGUCCCUUAAUAAAUUUUCCAUCAUAAAGCCUCCAAAUUUCCCAACAUAAGACUUAACAAAUUUCGCACCAUAACGCCAUCUAGUCGCAAACACCCCUUUAGAUCGUGUUUAAAGUCUGACAUAUUUCCACAAACUCCCCCCCCCUACCACCACCCCCCCCGCCCAUUUUCUUCUAGGCAUAUUCAAGCGAUUCAAAGAAAAGCUUUUCAUGUCCCUGAGAAGGCUGGGGAACCAUCUACACUUCUAGCCCUACCAUUGACCAUAGCCUCAGGGAAUCACUCUCCCACGACCUGCAGACCGGUUUGACCAUGACUGUAACGUAACGGUCAGCCCCGACAUAUGCUAAAAACAGACCAGUGCUAUUCACACUAGUGUGAUGCGGACUGGCUCCUGACUUCGAGCCCCUCUCUCACCUCUGUUCCAAAAUUGAAUAAGUAGGCCAAGAAAAUUGAAAAUACAAUUGGGAUUGGCCCCCUUUGGAAAGUUGAAUAAGUCCUCCUGGUCCCUUUCAAUGAAAAGUGUGAGAAGCCGUGCUGCAAGCAAUAUUCUUUAUUUUUCCCCAACCCUUUCUUUAGCAACAAUACAAUUUGUUAACAAGAGAUUCAGAAUUUGAACCCUUUCAAGUGUGCAAGACAUCAGGCAUCGGAGUUCUGCCUUGGAGUCCUUUGGCAGGGUGAGUUAUAUCUGUUACCCUUAUGCCGUCCUAAUCGGCCCAAUUCCUCCCCAUGUCACCCUGAACUUAUAAAUACAAUAAUAGACCCCAUUCCGCCCCAUUUUACCUAAACUAAUGAAUACAUUCACAAUGACAUGCUGAGCAAUAUAAUGUUGUGUUGUUGGGUCAACUUCCUCCUAAUGAGACUACUCUUCAUAUAUAUAUUUAUGAUGUAUUUUUGCUGUGUCGGGGGAAAAAAAGGGUGGGGGGAUAAGAGUGGUAGGGAUUAAAACAGGCUGACAAAAUCUACUGACAAAAUCUACUGACAAAAUCUACUGACAAAAUCUACUGACAAAAUCUACUGACAAAAUCUAAUGACAAAAUCUACUGACAAAAUCUAAUGACACAAUCUACUGACACAAUCUACUGGCAAAAUCUACUGACACAAUCUACUGGAAAUAUCUACUGGCUUCAGUCCGUUGAGGAAUUCUAACAACAUUUAAAAAUAAUAAGCAUUGUUUUUAUUGGUUUCUGUAUGGUGAAUGUUGGGACCAAUCAGAGGCCUGCUAACCGGCAAAGUAAAGCGAGGCAUGCUUCCAACAGAAGGUCGCGUUGCGGACGUAGCGGAAUAUUCCAGAAGGACAAACCGGCCUCUUCCGGGAAUGUGUGCUCUAACAGACAGAACUUUUGACAUCAUAGAGGCUGCCGAGGCCAUAAGCAGAGACAAUGGUGAGUAUCGCCAUACCUUACGGGCGCCAGGAUUGUGAUAUACACCAUUACAAUAGUGAGUAUCGCCAUACCUUACGGGCGCCAGGAUUGUGAUAUACACCAUUACAAUAGUGAGUAUCGCCAUACCUUACGGGCGCCAGGAUUGUGAUAUACACCAUUACAAUAGUGAGUAUCGCCAUACCUUACGGGCGCCAGGAUUGUGAUAUACACCAUUACAAUAGUGAGUAUCGCCAUACCUUACGGGCGCCAGGAUUGUGAUAUACAUUAUGAAAAUGGUGAGUAUCGCCAUACCUUACGGGCGCCAGGAUUGUGAUAUACAUUAUGAAAAUGGUGAGUAUCGCCAUAACCUUACCUGGGCCACGAUUCUUAAAUAUAUACCAAUCAAAAUUGUUAAUACCCCCAAACCUAAUUGUCAGUUUAUUGUGAUACGCAGGAAAGCAAGUAAAAGUUUAAGAAAGAACGAGAGAGGUAAUGGGAAGUCGAAGAGGUCUAGCCCUUGUGUCACAGAAGUAGAAGGCGACCCCCCAUCGCCCGUUUUUUAUCCAGUAAAAAAAAUAUGUGACAUUUUAGAGGGGUGGGGCAGGAACAGUGGCGUAGCGAGGCAGGUGCGGGGGGUGCGGACCGCACCGGGUGACACCAUUUUAGGGGUGACACCCCGAUUGAAAAAUUGCAUAUUUACAGGGCACACAUUGCUCGCAAAAAUCGAGAUUCAUAAAAGAAUAAUCGAUCACACAUAUAUUUUUCACAAAUCCAAAUCCGUGCUUUAUUAAAAGUUCAAGGUUAAUGCUAUACUGUGGACUUAUUUUAACAAGAAAAAAUCGAUCAUAGAAGUUUGGGGGGGGGGGUGACACCGUGAGUUUACCGCACCGGGUGACACCAACCCUAGCUACGCCACUGGGCAGGAAUGAAAUCUUUUUAAAAAUUUCAUGUAAAUUUAAUCAUCUUCUUGGGAAGCUUGGUGCAUAGGCGUUGGCAAAGAAAUAUCAAAGUAAAAUAAAAAAAAACAAAAAAAAAACAAAACUCCCUACCCCCCCCCCCCCCCCCCAAAAAAAAGGAAGAAAAAAAACUAGUGUGAAAACUGAACACCAUUUACUAUAUUGCACAGGUGAACGCAAAUUAACUAUUAUCUCUCAGAUUCUUGCUUAAUUUGGACGUAAGUCAAUUCAACAUCCAUGCACUGAUUUCUAAAGUGGACAUUUUUGUGUACCUUACACCAAAGAGAACCCUUUAAAACAGUAACAGUUUAUUUCUUAUGUGACUCCAGUCGUGGUUGACACCGGAGUCCUUGCAACACCACGAUUGUUCAUGACCUUUUGGUGUCCCCAGGUCACAGCGUGGCGCAGGUCGCCCUCAGGUGGCUGCUGCAGAAGGACGUCGUGUCGUCUGUCAUCAUAGGGGCCAGAACUCUGGCACAGCUGGACGAGAACCUGGCGGCGGGCAGUGGCUGGUCGUUAUCGAAAGAGGAGGUAAGUGCGAGCUCGUACACUUCAUCAGUAUUUAAAACAAUCACAACAUGUCAAGUGUUGCAGCAAAAACUUUUGAUAAAAACAUUUUAGAAGUAUAGAACCCUUGCAGUAACAACUUUUUAUAAAAACAUUUUAAAAGUAGAGAAACCUUGCUUUAUUUACGUCACGGCUGAAAGCUUUAAACUUAUCCACUCCUCUUCUAUAAAUAAAUUGCCUCUCUUCCACUCCUCCCCCCCCCCAAUACAAAAAAUAAAAUGGGUUCAAACCCACAAAAUUAUAAAAAAGCAGCUGGUAAACCUCUUACGUUAUUUUAUAUUCUCACGUAACUUUGGAUGUUAAGCCACAAAUAUUGUGGAGUAGGUCACGAUUUAAACAGAUUUAAAUUUAACACGAGGCUAAGAACCAAAUUUUAUAAGCAUUUUAUCAGAAAAAUCAUCGAAUUUACAAUAUUUAGUCAUAACUAAACAAUGAAAUUUAUAGUUUGACUAUAAAUGGAAGGCAGCAAAUAAAAAUAAACUUGUGUUUUUUUUUUCAGUAACUCGUGAAAACUGUUUUUUAAAAAAAAAUAUUUUAAGGAACACGUGUUAUUUGUAUUAAUUUAUUAUUUUUAUUUAAAAUAAAAUUAACGGUAGCAUUGAUAGCUGCCCCCCCCCCCUCUCCCAUGUCUCUGACAGAUGAAACAGUUGGACGACCUGUCUAGCCCCAUGGCUACCUACCCCUACGACUUGAUUUUCCAGUUCAACCAUGACCGACAGAACAGGCACACUGUCAGCCAGUACGUGGCAAAUCUUGACAAGUGACCUGUGACCCUCCGUCAAACGGAAGUACGAACUCACAAGUGCCAGGGGACACAUGUACCAAGUCAUUCAUUUGUACGGGAG